Talpa occidentalis (Iberian mole) is the source of this 3260-nucleotide messenger RNA. RefSeq names its product YAE1 maturation factor of ABCE1 (gene YAE1). The record is from RefSeq and is a predicted model, not a curated record. The transcript has 3 exons. Bases 13 to 693 code for a protein of 226 amino acids. Lineage: Eukaryota; Metazoa; Chordata; Mammalia; Eulipotyphla; Talpidae.
UCUGCCCCGGCGAUGUCGUGGGUCCGGGCCGCUCCGCUGCGCGGGGCUCCGGGGGCGGAGGGUGAUGUGUUUGACGAGGAAGCGGACGAGUCGCUCUUGGUGCAGCGGGAAUGGCGGAGCCAAAUGCAGAGACGAGUCAAAGAAGGUUAUAGAGAUGGAAUAGAUGCUGGCAAAGCAGUUACUCUUCAACAAGGCUUCAAUCAAGGUUAUAAGGACGGUGCAAAAGUCAUUAUGAACUAUGGACAACUCAGGGGGACUCUGAGUGCUUUGCUCUCCUGGUGUCACCUUCAUGAUAAUAGUUCGGCUUUGAUCAGUAAAAUAAAUAAUCUUCUGGAUGCAGUUGGCCAGUGUGAAGAGUAUGUGCUCAAACACCUGAAAUCAAUCACUCCGCAACCCCAUGUAAUAGAUUUAUUGGACUCCAUUCAAGAUAUGGACCUCUGUCAUGUAGUUCCAGCUGAGAAAAAGAUUGAUGAAGCUAAAGAUGAAAGACUCUGUGAAAAUAAUGCUGAGUUUAACAAAAGUUGUAGAAAGAGUCUUAGUGGGGUAGAUUGUUCAUCUUUAGAAUGUUGUAGAACACAGGAGCAUGCACAGUCUGAAAAUCCAAGCCUCACAUGGAUUUUAGAACAGACAGACAAUUUAGUAAAACAGCUGGGUCUGUCAGUAGAGGUAUUACAGCAUCUCAGACCACUAUAAAAAGUAUCUUCACUUCUAAUGAAAAUAUUCAGAACAUUUCUUAGAUCAUUUUGUUUCUUAACGUGCUAACCAAAAAUUGUACUUGUUUCUACAUUGAACAUUUCACUUACAGGGUUAGCCUUCAUGGAAGUUUGAAAUGUCUUCAAUAUUAACACUAUUAAAUGUAAUAUAACUCUUUGUUAUUGAAAAUGUUUAUGUAGUUUAAGAUACAUUCACCUCUUUGUGUUUUUCAUUUUCAUUAUGACAGUGUAUCAUUGUCAUUUUCAAAUUUCUGAUCAACACUAGGAUUUUUCAGACUCUUUAGCAAAAGUGAACAAGAAUCAAACGUUUCAUAAGGAUUUAACCCUACUUUCUGCUCAAGUUACAGUCAGGUGGUUAGGACCUCAUCACUAGCUCACCAGACCAAAGUUAGCAAAAAUACUCUCAUGGCUAACAUUGUGAACAGAUAGACACACAUAGGCAUAUCCAGAUAUGUAGAAAUGUUGAAAUUAAGAGACAAUAAGCAUAAGAAACUGAAGAAAUGUUAAAUAGAAUACUAGAAAUUGAUACUAGUUUCCCUUUGAUUAAAAGAAACAUACUGCUUCAGAAAUAAUACAAGAAAUGUAUUUCAUGCUCACGUACCUACUUAGGCUUUCCAAGUAUUUGGAAGUUAGCACUGUUGAUCUAACAAAGUGCCAGAUUAUUUCUAAACUGUGGUUUUGUUUUAUAUUUAUACGAGAAUAAAACACUAAUGACUGAUUUUUGUAUUAUCUUGUACUGAUGUUUUUAGUCUAGCAUAGACAAAUUAGAUUCAAACUUUUACCCCAGGAUAUAAACAUUUCAAGAUCCAGGAAGGAUUUUUUCAUCCCUUUUUUUGCCUGGAACAAAUUUAUGUGAGGUGUCUGACUUAGAGACACCCAAAUAAUUGCUCUUUGUUGACAGCCUUAAAAGCUUCAUCACCCAUGUUUAUAUCUAUCAUUUCCUCUAAAAGACAGGCAUACUGAGAUAGAGAAUCUGAUAAAAUGGGUUUAUGAAGAGUUUUUUUAAUAUGCAAUUGUGAUCUUACAACCUCCUCAGAGUUCACAGAACACGAAAAAAUUGAAGUGACAAAUCUGAAAUUGGAAGACUAUAGUGUUUCAGAAUUUAUUAAAAAGAGAUAAGUAAUAUUUGACUGCUGGGUAAAAAAAAAGUGCUCACUUUUACCUCCAGAUGUGAAAACUAUUUCAGAGAUUUACUAAUUUAUUAACAAACUUAUACGUCAAAAAUCUUUCAUUUUUUUCAUACAUAUGGAUGCAGCACAAAUCUCAAAUCCGCAUGGAACAUUAUAAGCAGUAUCCAAAGUCUUGAUACUGCUGUCUGCCCUGCGUAUUAAAUAAGAAAUAUCCGUCUCUAAUGAUACAUCUCAAAGCCAUCCUGAGUGAAAAUUUCAAGAGUGCAUUUGGUAAAUCUUGAGAUUUUAUCUGUACUUAUCCCAGUAACAUUCCCUGAAGAUAACGCCUCUUGCAACCAUUGGUAAAAUCGUAUUUUUUUUUUUUUUUUUCAUAGAAAUGGCGGUUGAGAAUUAGCUGGGUUAAUGAGGCCAUUGGGUUGAAAUCAUCUCUUAAAUUUCCUUUACCUUUUAAAAAUAUGAGCAAAAUUUCCUGGACUGCACAGAAAUUUUAAUGAUAAGUUUAUUACACCUGUGCUUCCUGACCAUGCGCCUCUAUAGUAGAAUUGGCAAGAGUGAGGGAAAGAAACUGCCCACCUUGUGUCUUCUGUCUUACUUCAUAUUGUAGGCCAGCUAGACAUUUCCAUGAAAAGACUCUAGGUAAGUGUAAUUAUGGAGUAAGAUUGCCUGAGCAGUCAUACUGGCUUCAAGACCCAGCACCCAAACAUUAGGCCUAGGUAAUAUUACUUCAUUAAAACAGAAUUUUCACCGUGUUAUUUCUAGAUGUGACAUACCUAGGGAAAUCACAGAUUAAUACUUUUCUGACCUUUCAGUUGCAGAGGCCACCAAAAUGUUGGCCUACCUGCAACUACCUACCUGCAUUCUUACAUAAUUUAUAUCCUUAGCACUAUUAUUAACUGCUUUGAUGGCAAGCCAAAAACAUAAAAGCCUUGAAAAAAAUCUAAGUUGUGAUUUUCACCCAUCUUCAAACUAAAGCUACAGGUUCUGUGUUUCAAUUUAUUACAUGAGAGUUACAUAUAUUGGGAGAGAAAGAGCAAGAGCUUAUAGGCCCUAUUUAAAAUUUUUUUGCUUUGUCCCAUCACCAUCCUUGUACCCUUUGACGCUUUCUCCCUUCAGAACCCUCACUUUAUUAGUGUCCACUAGUUUUUCUAAGUAUUUUGCUUUAGUGAAUCAUCUGCUGUGUAAGCAUUUAAUAUUUGUCUUUGUCAUUCUGACUUGCUUUACUACACUUAAUUCCCCAAACACCUUCCAUUUUGCUGAAAGGGCAACAUUUCAUAUAAUAUUUAGUACUUUGUUGUGUGGCUAUAUUGCAUCAUCUCAAUCCAAUUCUCUAUUAAUGCAUACUUUAGGUUCUUUCCAUGUGGAAGCUACAGUAAAUAGUGUUGCAAUAAACAGUAUAGUGCAUAAAAUUAUUGAGUUG